This is a messenger RNA of Diaporthe batatas, 2223 nucleotides long. RefSeq lists its product as uncharacterized. NCBI's taxonomy places the organism in Eukaryota, Fungi, Ascomycota, Sordariomycetes, Diaporthales, Diaporthaceae. Gene Ontology annotation, molecular function: 2-oxoglutarate-dependent dioxygenase activity. The coding region runs from base 1 to 2223 and encodes 740 amino acids. The transcript has a single exon. The record is from RefSeq and is a predicted model, not a curated record.
AUGGCAGGCGCACAUGCACAUGCAGGCGCACAUGCAGCUGUGAGGUUGCGCGCCCUCUGUGCCUCUGCGGCCGCGAGCAUCAGCGAGGAGUGCGACCACAUCCUCCGGAUGGGAACAGCAGCAGCACUGGCCGCCGAGGGCAACAGCAGCCGGCAAGGGGAGAGGAGGGAGGAUGGUGGAUCCCCUGCUGCUGCCGGCGAGGAGGUACUGGUGGGUGGUAUGGGCCACGGGCCCGCACGAGACGAUCGCGACCAUGUCAUGACCGCUGCUGGGCUCGGCCUGGCCGACUGUGGUGAGCCGCUGGUGCAUCUGCUGUCACGGCAGGCGUCACGACUAGCUGCUCUAUACGAGGCUGCCAUGCCUCUAUCCCCUUCUCCCUCGUCGCCUGUAGCCGUCGGCCCGGACGGGUCUGCCGGGCAGCAUGACGGGCGGCCUAAUGCUCCCACGCGCCCGUCAGCACAAGGCAUGCGGCAGUUACGCGGAGGCCUUGACGACGGUCUCGUGCUGAAGCGGCUCGACGACAUCAUAUCGAUUGCAUAUUCCAAGUUCUAUGCAUACCUGUACAAAGACCUCCCUCUCAGCUGGAGGCAGCUGUAUACGGACGCCAGCAUACUCAGGUUCGGCUACCUGUUCCUGUCCCCGUCCCAACAAUUACGGGAACCGACCGGGGGCGGGGCUGAUGUGACUGCGCCGUCAAGGCAGGCUGCGAGAGACGCAGCCGAGCAAUCAAUACAGGAGAUGGUCAGGACCUUGGACUUGGCACUGAUACUAGCCGGCGCCGGUGGUGUUGCGCGUGGCAGGAAAUGGAUCGACACAGCCUUCGACCUCUUGGAGAGUAUCUGCGAUGCCAACAGCGCCGGUAAUGGCUUGCGCGCCAUGACGGCCUCUGACGAUAUCACGCCACCGCCGGCGAAGAGGUCAAAGCUCGACCCGUCGACUGGCACAGCGGCGCCGGGGCGAGCAUUGGCUUCCUUCUCCACGCUUGAGCCUUUUACACCACCGGUCAAGAAUCCCAUACGCCGCGUCUCUGCAGAUGUGAUGGACAUGGCAUCAUUCCAGCAGUACCUCGACCGUGCAGACCCGCAUCGAGGUCCCGAGCCGCUGAUCCUGACGGGCCUGUUGGAAGGCUGGCCAGCCAGGGGUGCUCGGCCAUGGGAUAAUCCAGAUUACCUGCUGUCGCGCACCUUUGGCGGGCGGAGGCUGGUCCCCGUGGAGAUCGGCAGGAGCUACGUGGACGAGGGCUGGGGCCAGAAGAUAGUGACCUUUGGGGAGUUUCUGAGGGAUCAUAUCGACCCGACCUCAGUGGCUCCUCCUCAGUGCCAGCCACCACCAGCAGCCCUGGUACCAACAGGCCCGGUCCACGAACAGCAACGCACGCCGCAGGCAGGUGAUAGAUCAGAUCCGGUCCAUCAUCCUCCCGCGCCUCCCGCUCCCCCCUCCUAUCCAUCCAAUAUCGCAAGCCGCCCGGCAAAGGCAGCAGCAGCAGCAGCCGAACCACCACCACAACCACCACAACCACCACCACAACCGUCACAACAGCCAAGAAACACAGUAGCCUACCUAGCACAGCACCAGCUCUUCCUCCAGCUCCCGCAGCUGCGCAACGACGUCCUCGUCCCGGACCACUGCUACACGGCCGCGCCCCGCCACCCGACCGACCCCGCCCAAGACCAACCAGAGCUCGACGCCCCGCUCCUCAACGCCUGGCUCGGGCCCCCAGGCACCAUCACGCCCCUCCACACCGACCCCUACCACAACCUGCUGGCCCAGGUCGUCGGGAGGAAAUACGUGCGCCUGUACUCGCCUGCCGACGCCGCCGGUGUGAUGUGCGCGCGGGACCGCGAGGGCGGCGUCGACAUGGGCAACACGAGCGCCUGGGACGUGGGCGUCCUCGAGGGCUGGGAUAUCGACCCUGGCAUGGGCGUCGACGCCUCGGCGGCCUCCCCCGCCGGCGGUGGCAUCGCAGGGGACAGGGACCGCGACGGGGGCGGGGGCGGGGGUUUCGUCAACGGGCAGGGGCCUGCUGCUGGUGAGGGUGACGACGAGGGGGAGGCGGCCGCCAGGGCUCGCCAGCAGCAGCAGCGGUUCCGCGCUGUGCCCUUUGUCGACUGCAUCCUCGAGCCUGGGGACACUCUCUACAUCCCCAUCGGGUGGUGGCACUACGUCAGGGGCCUCAGCGUCAGCUUCUCGGUGAGCCUCUGGUGGAACGGCGGGGAGGAGUAG